Molecule: messenger RNA, 918 nt
Organism: Linderina pennispora
Lineage: Eukaryota; Fungi; Kickxellomycota; Kickxellomycetes; Kickxellales; Kickxellaceae
Product: HMG-box
Exons: 2
Coding region: 19-885 (288 amino acids)
Source: RefSeq, a predicted model, not a curated record
CUUUCUUAUUUCCCAACCAUGGGUCGCAAGCCUACUCCCAAGACCCCUGAGGUCAAGACCGCCAUCGAGGUCACAGCCGAGGACACGAACGAGCUGGCCGAGAUGUUUUUGAAGAUGUCCCAGGUGCUUGAGCGCAUGUCUGGAAUCCCGCUGAAGCAGUCAAAGCCUGCCGCUCGCGUGCGCGACCCGCUCGAGCCCAAGAGGCCGAUGACGCCCUACCUGCUGUUUAGCCGGGAACACCGCAACGAGAUCCGCCAGGCUGAUCCCGAUGCUCCCUCGCAGACUAUUGCCAAGCGUGUUGGCGAUGCCUGGAAGAACCUGUCCCAAGAGGAGCGUGAUGUGUAUAUUGCCGAGCACCGGGUGCUGCGUGCCGACUACAAGCGCCGCGUGGCAGAAUACGAGGCCCAGAAGGAGAAGGCUGCCACCAGUGUCGGCAACGUCGUGGCUAAGAUCAGCUCCACCCUUGCUGGUGCUGCCUUGUCUGCUGCCUCAUCGCCCGAGGAGUCCGCCGAUGGUGAUUCUUCGUCGGAGGAGGAGGAGGAAGAGGAAGAGGAGGAGGAGGAGCCUGUUGCGCCCGCCAAGCCUGCUCCCAAGCCCAAGGCCAAGAAGGCCGCUUCGCCCAAGGCUGUCACCAAGACCAAGGCUGCUGCUAAGCCCAAGGCGGCUGCGGCUGCCCCCACUCACCACAAGAAGGUGGUGAAGCGGAAGGCUGCUGCCGCUCCUGCCGAGGACACUCCUGCCUCGCCCUCGAAGAAGCGCACAGCCAAGUCGACCGAGGGCGGAGUCAAGAAGGUCAAGAAGACCAAGACUGCUGCCAACGGGUUGGCUGAGGCUCCGAAAAAGAAGACCAAGAAGGCCACCGCCCCUGCCGAUGCCAGCAAGUAAGGCGGGCUAGAUCCGUCCUGGGAUGUAGGGCCG